Molecule: messenger RNA, 1764 nt
Organism: Aspergillus pseudoviridinutans
Lineage: Eukaryota; Fungi; Ascomycota; Eurotiomycetes; Eurotiales; Aspergillaceae
Product: homeobox domain-containing protein
Exons: 3
Coding region: 1-1764 (587 amino acids)
Biological process (GO): cell differentiation; regulation of transcription by RNA polymerase II
Molecular function (GO): DNA-binding transcription factor activity, RNA polymerase II-specific; RNA polymerase II cis-regulatory region sequence-specific DNA binding
Source: RefSeq, a predicted model, not a curated record
AUGUCGGAUCCUGAGCGUUCUGCUGCGGCAUGUUCCUCCUCCCCGCCAACCGUACAGACUCCUGAAUCUUCUACUUUGAACUAUGCCUUCCUCGUGCACUCCCAGAAGACCCUCACCCAGAACCUUCCCCCGCGAGUCGACAACAAGCUGCUCGCUCGUCAGAAGCGCCGUCGGACAAGUCCCGAGGACCACGCGAUUCUCGAAGCCGAAUAUCAACGCAAUCCCAAACCAGACAAGACAGCGCGCGCUAGCAUUGUGAGUCGCGUCUCGUUGGGAGAGAAGGAAGUGCAGAUCUGGUUCCAAAAUCGUCGUCAGAAUGACCGGCGAAAGUCUAAACCCCUCCAGCCACACGAACUUCUCGCACCUCGAUCGGAGGUGUCUAGCCCUCUAAGACAAACUACAAGCGAUGACAACCCCUCUGCGGAGCCAGGAUCAUCGAGUGGGGGAGAACAGUACGAUGGACGGGAACAAGACAGAGAUUUUGCAGAGCUGCCUUUGGAAGAUGGCGUGCCGCAGUCUUCCUAUGAGUCAGUAGAAAGUGGAGACAAGGACGAUACGGCACAGCUCAGUUUGAGCUCGCAGACAAGCCUGUCGUCGCAGUCAAGCGAAAACAGUCAAGAGCUCCAUAGGACCAUUCCGGACACAACGUCGACUCAGCAAGAUAACGACACGCCACUUGAUGACACGCAGCUCUCUGCCAAGAGAAAGCGUUCCAUUUCAGACAUACGCGGAGAUGUCCCAACGACACUUCAGCAGCAGCAGCAAACUCCUAGCGGCCUACAGGUUCUGAAGUCGCCACCAUCCCUACGUCUGUCACUGUCCUUUGACGGAGAGGCAAUGGUACGAAGAGAAGGCGAGUUGACACCCUCUCCCCCGAAAGGGCGCAACUCUCUCCGGAUCGCCAUGUCUUCGGAUGGCAAAGCUGUCAUCCGUACAGAAGAUGAGCCAUCCCCGUCCAAAGGCCGCAUUUCCAUGUUUUCCACAAGGAGCUCCCGAUUCACAGGGUUGCGUAGAAGCAGUAGUGCAGUGGUCCUUGGCACACCUCGGGCUGGCACCAUAGAGAAGGAGAAAGCCUUCGGGAGAUCUCGAGACCCUCGGAACUGGGAAUCAUUUUUCGACACUGACGCAAGAAGCGCUUUGUCAACUCCAGUCAGCUCUCAGAGUGCUCCUAACUCUGCCUCCCCUAACCUCAUGCCUGCCCCUGGUCAGCGUUCAUUGACCCGAAGCUUAUCAGCAAGACACACUAAUCUGUCAACUUCGACCACCAACGAUUACCUCAACACUCCGAUUCCACAGCAUGCUGGUGACAAGCGACGGAAACUCUCGCGUACAGUCUCCUCUCUAGGCCGACUUGAGUCUGGUCAUGGCAAUCUCAACAGAACACCAUCGGGCACAUAUAAGAUUUCCAAACUCCGUGAUACCAUGAAAGACAAGGAUGAUUUGGAUAUCGAAUGCGGCGACUCGGACAAAGAGAACUGGAUUCCUGGGACCCGAGUCUCACAUGUUCGGCGGCGAGCCGCCUCCCAUCAUCAGUCUCAGCGCCCGGUGCUCAAAGAAGCCAAUGGACGAGAUGGCAGGAUAAACAGGGGUCCAGGCAGACGUUCCCGAAUUCCUCAACCAUCGCAUCGCAAAAGCAUCAAGUCCAUGCCAGAGCUUGAUGCGGGUGUUUCAGCUUUCAUGGCAGGCGGAGGAGUUGCAAGCCAAGAAGAAGACCUUGACUGUGUUCAAGGUCUAUUAUCCUUGAGCCAAGGCGCUUGGAGGUAG